This is a messenger RNA of Cuscuta epithymum, 958 nucleotides long. Lineage: Eukaryota; Viridiplantae; Streptophyta; Magnoliopsida; Solanales; Convolvulaceae. The record is from the annotation of a GenBank genome assembly.
CAUCAUCCUUUGCUAAUCACAAUAAAUCCUUGAAUUAGCUUUCUUUGCCCCUCAUACUCUAGCUUCACAUUGGCUGUCACUAUUAUAAUCUCUUUAAUUAAAAUGAAUACGGCCCGACUUUUAUUAGUCCCGGUGGCAGCGGCGGCGGUGUUUCUACUUUGCAUUUCCGGCACGGCGGCGACUGCGGCAGCCAGCACCUUCAUCCAGGCCUCCUGCAGAGCCACCACCUACCCCGACGUGUGCGUGGCGUCGCUGGCUCAGUACGGGCCGACCAUCAAGCAAAGCCCACAGCAGCUGGCCCAGACCGCCCUGACCGUCUGCCUGAACCGGGCCAACUCCACCAAGGCCUUCGUCAAUAACCUCUGUAAGAGCAGCGGCAAGACCAGCGCAUAUGGGCCUCUCAAGGAUUGCUUGGACCAGAUCAGCGAUAGCAUGGACCGGAUCAGCAAGUCGGUCCAGGAGCUCAAGAACAUGGGCCGGGUCCAGUCACCGGACUUCAUGUUCCACGUCGGCAAUGCUCAGACCUGGGUCAGCGCUGCCCUCACUGACCAGAACACUUGCAUGGAUGGUUUCGCGGGCCGGGCCUUGAAUGGAUCUAUUAAGGCCUCCAUUAAGGCCCAGGUCACCAAUCUUGCCCAGGUUACUAGCAAUGCGUUAGCUUUAAUCAACAAGUUUGUUUCAAAGUACAACUAAUCUAAUUAGCUUGUCGAGCUAUUAUAUACAUAUACGAAGUAUUAAGGUUAAACUAUGUAAUCGUGAUGUUUUUUAUCAUCGUAUUGUCGUUAAGUCAUGUUUGCUUGGCUUUGAAAUCUUCCUGUAAAUUUUCAGUCAGAAUUACUGGUCGAUGAGAAUCGCAGUUUGCCUAUAAGGCUAUAAUUCAGUAUUGUUGAACUUAAACGUGUUUAUUUAAAGCCUCUGAUGCAGAUUAUAGAACAAAAAAUUAAUUUCAACAUGCCCA